Messenger RNA from Leptopilina boulardi, 3025 nucleotides. It is a transcript of the gene qless, whose product is annotated as all trans-polyprenyl-diphosphate synthase PDSS1. Gene Ontology annotation, molecular function: prenyltransferase activity. Lineage: Eukaryota; Metazoa; Arthropoda; Insecta; Hymenoptera; Figitidae. Gene Ontology annotation, cellular component: transferase complex; mitochondrion. The coding region runs from base 168 to 1391 and encodes 407 amino acids. The transcript is spliced from 8 exons. The record is from RefSeq and is a predicted model, not a curated record. Gene Ontology annotation, biological process: ubiquinone biosynthetic process; isoprenoid biosynthetic process.
GAAGUGGAAAAGGUGGAAAAUGAAGAGAAGGUGGUUGUAUAAAGUGGGGAUGUGGUUGUGGAGAUUGAUUUUGACAUGACAAUGUGGGGAAUAAUGGAACUAUCUUGAAAGACUUUGCGGUCGACAUCGGCGAUCGGCCGAGUCGGCGGCUCAUUACAGUUUUGGCUAUGGCUUGUAUAGGGUCGACUCGGUUCUGUGCUCGUGCGGAGAAACUGUGCCAAUUCGGACAUUUUGCCCAGUUUCGAAGGAAAGUUUCUACUGCUUGUGUUAAGUUUCGACAGGAUGUCGAGCGACCUGCCAAUACUCUUCUUCAGCACUGCCAGAAAGAAACAUGCUCGCGAAAUCACAGGUUUGGUGUUGCACGAGCAAUGAGUUCAAUGCAAACACAACAACCAGGAUCAUUACCAGAUUAUCAAGUCGAUCCUUAUCAGCUCCUCGAUGACGAUCUCAAGCUACUUUACCACGAUAUACGACAGAUACUUGCAGAAAACACGACAUUGGAGGAGCUGAGGACCAUAGCGACGUACUACUUUAGCGGUCAGGGAAAAGCUUUGCGGCCGAUGGUUUCAAUCCUCAUGGCACGGGCUAUCAAUUACCACAAGGAAAGAAAUGAUCUCUUGCCGUCACAGCGACAGGUGGCAAUGAUAGCUGAAAUGAUUCACAGCGCAUCCCUAAUUCAUGACGAUGUGAUCGAUCAAUCAGAUUUUCGCCGCGGAAAGCCAUCAGUUAACGCACUUUGGAGUCAAAAAAAGGUGACAAUGGCUGGUGAUUAUAUUGUUGGUGUGUCGGGAAUGAUGAUAGCGCGAUGUCGAAAUGAUAGAGUCACCCUCAGUCUCAGUCAGGUAUUGACCGACUUAGUGCAGGGUGAAUUUAUGCAACUAGGUUCAAAAGAAACGGAAAAUGAACGAUUUGCACACUACCUCACGAAGACGUAUCGAAAGACAGCAAGUUUAAUUGCAAAUUCAUUGAAAUCGGUUGCGAUCCUAUCUGAUUCAGACGAUCAACUCAUUGAAUUAGCAUUUCAAUACGGUAGAAAUAUUGGAUUGGCCUUUCAAUUAGUGGAUGAUCUUUUAGAUUUUGUUUCAUCGUCGGAUGCAAUGGGAAAACCAACAGCGGCAGAUCUUAAACUUGGAUUGGCUACUGCACCAGUUUUGUUUGCUUGUGAAAGAUAUCCAGAGCUGAAUUCCAUGAUAAUGCGCCGAUUUCAAGAACCGGGCGACGUUGAAAAAGCUUUUGAAUUGGUUCACAAAUCUCAGGGUCUCGAACAAACCAGAUUUUUAGCAAAAAAACACUGCGUUGAAGCUGCACGUUUUGCAAACACGUUAGCCGAGAGCCCUUACCAGAAAGGUUUACUUGUUGUCAGUGACUUAGUACUUAAUCGUAUGAAGUAGCACUAAAGUCACGAGAUUUUUUUUUUUUUUUUAUUAAUUGCAACUUCGUUGGAUUGAAUUUUGAUCGUUCUAAAUUCACAGUAACGAUAGUGAGCAAAAAAUUAACAUUUAUAAUUUGAAGAGAAAAAAACUCGAAAAAAUAUUGAGUUAAAACAUUUGUUUAAAAAAAAGAAGAAAAAAAGUGGAACUUUUUUUUUCUUUUUUUUUUUGCCACGUAACAUAUAAAGAGAACUGAAAGUGUGCAGGAGAAUACGAAACGCUUUUCAAAGAGCAUACGAAAUAUUAUAUGUGUGAAUGAAUCAAAUAGAAAAGAAUGAUAUGAAUGUUGUUGUGAAUGAGAUUACGGCUCGUAAUUUUAAACUCAGUUAGGUGCAACGAGUUUGAUUGUAUUUACUUUUUUUUUAAUAUUAAUUAUUUCAAACGCGUUUUUUAAUUGUUUGUAAAAUUCAAAACAUUUUUCAAUAAUCGUUUUGUAACUAAAUCUUUUUUUUCAUUUUCACAAUCCAUCUCGAAGGAUUCUUCUUUUCUCUAAUUGAAAAAAUACUUGAGAUUGUUCUUUUGUGAAAAUUAACUCAAUUCGAAAAAAUCGAAAUAAAUAUUUUAAUAAUAACUAAUAGAAUAUAAUAGUAAAAUGAAAAACUAUAAAAAAAAUAUCAUUAUGUUAUCUAUUUUAAACGCGUCUCAUUUAAAAAAAAAAAAAAACCGGUUUUCUUGCCGCUCGAAACUGUCGUCGAACUGCAAUAGUACCAUUAAAUUGUGUAAUUUUAUUUUUUUAAAUUUAGUAAUGAAAACUUUCAAUUGUGAAUGAAUGAGAGGGUGUGGAAUAAUUUUUUUUUUUUCUGAAUAAUGAAAGUUUAUAGAAUUUUUACGACGAUUAUAUAAAGGCCUUGAACAUUUAGUUUUUUUGCACCCGAUAAUCUGUUUUCUUCCAAGAAGAACAUUAUAAUAAAAUACACAAGUUGCGUAGUUUUUCUACGUGAGGAAGAGACUCAGAAAGGGGGAAAAAAAAACCCACCCGAUAAUUUUCAUCAUCUUUUCUUUUAAAGAAAAGCAUUUUUGAGUUUUAUAUAUAAAAAAAAAAAAACACUCGAUAUAUUAUACAUAUUACCUGAGUUUUGUUCAUAACAUCGAUAGUUAAUCUCAAUUGUAAAUAAAUUAACUUAUAGAUUUAAUAAUAAUAAUAAUUGAUUUUUUAAAAAAGGCGUUCGUUUUCUGAACAAAUUUGAAAAUAAAAAAAAAAAAAUAUACGUGUUUGCAAAUUUGAUAUAUUCAAUUGUAAAUUAAUAAAAAUUUCGUCCAAUUUUUUUUAUUUUUUUACAUAUUUAAAAUUUUUUUCUUUAUAAUGAUUUAAGAAGACAUUUGUUAUGUAUUAAUCUAACUUUAUGGAAAACGAGUGCUAAUUAUUUAAAAUAAUAAAUGUAGUAAGUUAAUUGCGUUCACGCUCUAGGAGUCUGUCAUCGGUAGAAAUUGUUAUAUUAUGUUAAAAUAAAGAUUAAAAAAAAUGUCUUCCUGUAAUAAACAAAAAUUGUAAAAGCGAACACGAUUUAAGCCCUAAAAAAUUAAUAAGAAAAAUAAAUUGAUUUGUGUAAAUUAAAAAUUAAUAAAUAUAAAACAAUAUUUUUGAUCUGGGCAAA